AAUACAAAAAAAGCUGAAAUUGAAACAAUAUUUUUUAAUCGAGUUGCGAAAGCUGGUAGUGAAUCUAUGCUAGAAUUAUUAAAAUAUUUAUCGAAAGAACAUAAUUUUAAAAUGAGAAGAACAACUCGAAAUAAUUUCAAUGAUUUAGGACUAACAAAACCAAUUUAUUUUAAUUUAGUACGUGAUCCGGUUGAACGUGUUAUAAGUUGGUAUUUUUAUGUUCGUUCACCUUGGAGAGCAGUUGGUUUUUUUACCCAAUUUCCAGAUUCAGAAAUUGCACCAGAAGAAUGGUGGAAAAAAGAUUAUAAUAAUUGUGUUGUAGAAAAUGAUCCUGAAUGUACUUAUGAAGUUGACGCUAUAAAAGAUACUGCCGGGGAUUAUCGCCGUCAAACUUUAUUCUUUUGUGGUCAUAAUCCUGAAUUACGUGAUCCAAUUGAACGUGUUAUAAGUUGGUUCUAUUAUGUAAGAUCAGGAUACAGGAAUGGUAUUGCAUUUCGAUUGCUACCUAAUUUAGAAUUACCAAGUGAAGAAUGGUUUAAAAAAGAUUUUAAUAAAUGUGUAAUUAAUCAUGAUUUGGAAUGUCAAUGGGAACCAUUUAUUGUACAAGAUUUUCGUGGAGAUUAUGUUAGACAAUCAUUAUUUUUUUGUGGCCAUAAUAUUGAUUGCUUGCAUAUGAAUUAUAUUGAUUUUCGACGUUUUAAUUAUUCUCAACCAAUUUAUUUUAAUUUGGUGCGUGAUCCAGUUGAACGUAUUAUAAGCUGGUUUUAUUAUUUAAGAUCUGGAUAUAGAAAUUCUGUUGCAUUCCGAUUAUUUCCUAAUUUAGAGAUACCAAAAGAUGAAUGGUUUAAAAAAGAUUUUAAUAAAUGUGUUCUUAAUCAUGAUAAUGAAUGUUUAUGGGAACCGUUUGUUGUUACAGAUUUUCUUGUAGAUUAUAAACGUCAAACAUUAUUCUUUUGUGGUCAAAAUAUUGAUUUUGUUAAUAAUACAAAAAAAGCUGAAAUUGAAACAAUAUUUUUUAAUCGGGUUGCAAAAGCUGGUAGUGAAUCUAUGCUAGAAUUAUUAAAAUAUUUAUCAAAAGAAAAUAAAUUUAAAAUGAAAAGUAAUCCACCAAGAAAAACAAUUUCAAGACAAAUGGGUAGAGAGGAACAACUUGAAAUUGCAAAUUAUAUAAUUGAUAUAGGUUUUGGAAUUUAUUAUGAUCAUAUUGCUUGGAUUAAUUUUAAAGAAUUAGAUUUACCAAAGCCAAUCUAUUUUAAUUUAGUACGUGAUCCGGUUGAACGUGUUAUAAGUUGGUAUUUUUAUGCUCGUUCACCAUGGAAAGCAGUUGGUUUUUUUACCCAAUUUCCAGAUUCAGAAAUACCACCAGAAGAAUGGUGGAAAAAAGAUUUUAAUAAAUGUGUUGUAGAACAUGAUCCUGAAUGUGUUUAUGAAGUUGAUGCUGUUAAAGAUACUGUCGGAGAUCAUCGUCGUCAAACUUUAUUCUUUUGUGGUCAUAAUCCUGAUUGUCUACCAUUUAAUUCACCACGAGCUGUACAAAUAGCUAAACAGAAUGUUGAAAAAGAAUUUGCUGUUGUUGGAUCAUGGGAAGACACAAAUAUUACACUUACUGUACUCGAACAUUAUAUUCCAAGAUAUUUUAGAGGAGCAACAGAAAUAUUUUAUAUGCACUAUGACCAAAUAACAAAUCGUAAUAAGAAUAAAAUGAAACCUGAAAUUUAUCCAGAAGUUAAAGAAUUAAUAAGAAAAAAUUUCACUCAAGAAAUUGAAUUUUAUGAAUGGUGUAAACAACGACUCUAUAAACAAUAUUUAGCCUUAGUUGUGGAUAAAAAAAUUGAUUUUAUAUAA
Molecule: messenger RNA, 1845 nt
Organism: Condylostylus longicornis
Lineage: Eukaryota; Metazoa; Arthropoda; Insecta; Diptera; Dolichopodidae
Exons: 8
Cellular component (GO): membrane
Molecular function (GO): sulfotransferase activity
Source: RefSeq, a predicted model, not a curated record